GGCAAUAUAAUGUUUAAAUUCUAUACAAUAGUAAUUUACCUAAUAGUGUUAUGUUUGGAGCAAACAGUACGAAUAGAAGCUGCCAGAAUUUUGGGUAUUUUUGCCCUACCACAACCGGCUAAAUACACAGUUAUGACAUCUUUAGUAAAUGCCCUCAACGAAAGGGGUCAUCAGUUGACGUUGAUAAUAAGAUAUAACAAUCAAGAGCCACUACACCAUAAUAUACGCAAAAUAUUAAUAGAUGGACAGGAUGAAAUCUCUAAAGAAUUUUCAACAUUUUCCACCGAAGUUCUGGAUAAAAGUUUCUUUUCGAAUAUGCAAAGCAUUUUCGGUAAAAGCGUGUUAGCCACCUCAAAUAUUAUCAACAAUCCGUAUGUUAAAGAGAUUAUGAAAAAUGAACAGUUUGAUAUGAUAAUGCUGGAUACUUUUAUAUGCGAGGCCUUGUAUGGCUUGGGAGAACACUUCAAUGCUCCCAUGGUGGGUAUUUCCAAUUUUGGCGCUCUAACAUCUUUGGACUUAAUGGUGGGCAAUGUCUCCCCUCUGUCAUUUGUGCCCUCCUUAUUCACACAGCAUACAUUUGAUGUAACAUUUUGGAAGCGCUGUUUAAAUGUUGCCCUAAAUGUUGUUGAUUUAAUGACUCAUGAACUUUUGCAACUGCCUUUGCAACGCAGACUUUAUAAUGAUUUAUUUCCUAAUGCCACCAUUACUUUUGAUCAGGCCAAUCGUAACUUCUCUUUGGUGUUGUUGAAUCAACAUUUUUCUUUAAGUUUUCCUCGGCCGUAUGUGCCCAAUAUGAUUGAGGUGGCUGGUUUGCAUAUUGAAGAGAAUUUGCAGAAUUUACCUUUAAAUGUUCAACGAUUUUUAGAUGAUUCUCCUCAAGGUGUCAUUUAUUUAUGUUUAGGUGUUAGUGCAGACAUGUUUAACCUUAAUCCGAAUAAUUCUCAGUCAUUUGUUCAAACAUUUAAAGAUUUAAAUUACAAUGUUAUUUGGCAUAACAACUAUAUGCCAUCAGAAGGUUAUAAAUACAAAAACAUCUUGCAGGUUUUCAAUGUAUCCCAAUACUCAAUGUUGGCUCAUCCAAAUAUUAAGUUGUUCAUAACAAAUGGUGAGUUAAUUAGUAUUAUAGAGGCUGUGUAUUAUGGUAAACCUAUUCUGGGCAUACCUAUGUUUGCCGAUCAGCAUGUAAAUAUCAAUAUGGCCCUUAAAACCGGUUAUGGUUUGGGUUUAACAUUGCGACAACUCACUGAAUCGAAACUGCAACAAAAUAUUCUAGAACUUUUAAACAAUCCACGUUAUUUAAUAAAAAUCAAAGAAUUAUCCACCGUCUUUCGUGAUCAACCUAUGAAACCUAAAGACAAGGCGGUCUACUGGAUUGAGUAUGUGCUGAGACACAAGGGUGCUACACAUUUGCGUGUUAAAGGACGUUUUUUAAAUAUUUGGCAAUUUAAUAAUAUUGAUGUCUUGUUAGCAUUUCUAGUAGCAUUUGCUGUAAUUGUUUUUAGUAUUUGGUUAACAAUGAAAUGUAUAUAUUUGCUGGUUUUUAAAAGUAAAAAUAAUUUACAAAUAAAGGUUAAGAAAAAUUGA
Messenger RNA from Calliphora vicina (urban bluebottle blowfly), 1584 nucleotides. RefSeq names its product UDP-glucosyltransferase 2-like. NCBI's taxonomy places the organism in Eukaryota, Metazoa, Arthropoda, Insecta, Diptera, Calliphoridae. The coding region runs from base 10 to 1584 and encodes 524 amino acids. The transcript has 2 exons. Gene Ontology annotation, molecular function: UDP-glycosyltransferase activity. The record is from RefSeq and is a predicted model, not a curated record.